Molecule: messenger RNA, 4475 nt
Organism: Tinamus guttatus (white-throated tinamou)
Lineage: Eukaryota; Metazoa; Chordata; Aves; Tinamiformes; Tinamidae
Gene: ATP10D
Product: ATPase phospholipid transporting 10D (putative)
Biological process (GO): phospholipid translocation
Cellular component (GO): plasma membrane
Molecular function (GO): ATP binding; ATP hydrolysis activity; magnesium ion binding
Source: RefSeq, a predicted model, not a curated record
UUUUAUCUUUUUUUAGAUAGAGGACACUGCUUGAGUCAUAGAACCUUUCAGGCACCAUGGCAGAUCCCAUCCGCUGGGCCCGGUACCGUUGGCAGCGGCUGAUAUCUGCAGAAGGCAGAGACGGCAGCAACAGCCCCAGUCCAAGCAACAAGUACUUCCAGUCAUCAAAAACCGUCGGCAAACAUAGGACAGUGAUACCCUGCUUGGGACAUUUUAAGGAAGAGUAUGAAAAGGUGUCAAAGCUGUACAUGAGCAACAGAAUACGGACUACUAAGUAUACUGUACUGAAUUUUAUACCACGGAAUUUAUUUGAACAGUUUCACAGAGUUGCCAAUUUAUAUUUCCUGUUUUUAGUGGUUUUAAACUGGGUUCCUAUGGUGGAAGCUUUCCAGAAAGAAAUUACAAUGCUACCUCUGUUAGUGGUUCUCACAAUUAUUGCAGUGAAGGAUGGUCUGGAGGAUUAUUCAAAAUACAAAAUGGAUAAACAGAUAAACAACUUGCUAACCAAAGUGUAUAGCAGGAAAGAGAAGAAAUACAUGGAGGAACGCUGGAAAAAUAUCAACGUUGGGGACUUCAUCCGGCUUUCACGUAGAGACAUGGUGCUGUUGUAUUCCACUGACCCGGACGGAAUCUGUUACAUUGAAACAGCAGGCCUUGAUGGAGAAACCAACCUAAAGCAGAGGCAGGUGGUGAGAGGAUAUUCAGAACAGGUCUCUGAAAUGGAUCCAGAGAAUUUUUCCAGCAGAAUAGAAUGCGAAAGUCCUAACAACGACCUCAGUUGCUUCCGAGGCUUUAUUGAGCAUUCCAACAAGGAACGAGUGGGUCUCAGCAAGGAGAACUUGCUGCUUCGAGGAUGCACAGUGAGAAACACGGAGGCCGUUGUAGGCAUCGUGGUAUAUGCAGGUCAUGAAACCAAAGCCCUGCUGAAUAAUAGUGGCCCACAUUACAAGCGCAGUAAACUGGAAAGAAGAGUGAACACCGACAUCCUUUGGUGUGUUCUGCUGCUAAUUUUAAUGUGUUUAAGUGGGGCAAUAGGCCAUGGAAUUUGGUUAAGUAGGUAUUCGGAAAUACCAUUUUUUAACAUCCCCGAGCCAGAUGGGAAAUUGAUUUCUCCAGCAUUAGCAGGGUUCAAUAUGUUUUGGACAAUGGUCAUUUUAUUACAGGUGUUGAUCCCAAUUUCUCUCUAUGUUUCAAUUGAAAUUGUCAAAUUGGGACAAAUUUAUUUAAUUCAGAAUGACAUUGAUUUUUACCAUGAGAAGACAGACUCUACUAUUCAGUGUCGAGCUCUGAAUAUUGCUGAAGAUCUUGGCCAGAUCCAGUAUAUCUUCUCUGACAAGACUGGGACUCUCACUGAAAAUAAGAUGGUUUUUCGGAGGUGCAGCAUUGCGGGACAGGAAUAUUGCCAUGAGGAAAACGCGAAGAGGUUGGAAUCCUAUCAGGAGAUGGACUCAGAGGAUGAGAAUUUACCCGAUGGUCAGUGUGGCUCUUUGAGCCUUAUGCCAAAGUGGAGGGGGCACAAGAGCAGAGCCGUGAAUGAACCUUUGAGCAAAAAAUCUUUAAAUCAGUUGUCUGGUGGUUGCCCUGCAUCAGGAGGGGAAGAUGGUGCCAGUGAUGUUCCCCACUCACAACAUGUUGCUUUCAGCAGCCGCAUUGAAACAGACGUUGUACCAGACACGCAACUGUUGGAAAAAUUCCGCCAAAUCUCUCGUGCCGCGUGUGCCGGGGCGGCAGCAGCAGGCAGCAGCGAGCCGUGCUCGGAGGCGCGCUGCAUCACCGACUUCUUCCUCGCGCUGGCCAUCUGCAACACCGUCGUCGUGUCAGCCCCCAAUCAGCCACGCCACAAGAUGAGGCUGUCUUCACUGGGUAGGAUGCCUAUUAAAUCCCUUGAGGAAAUCAGGCAGAUGUUCCAGAGGUUGUCAGUCCGGAGACUAAGUUCCCCUCCACUUCCGAGUGUGAAAGAGUCAUCAUCUGAAAGCCCAAAUAGUUUUGUGAGGAAACUGUCUAUUUUCAGAAUGAAACUGGCUUCAUCUACUUCAGAUGGGACAGCUGAAAGGGCUGCUGAGCCUCACUGCAGUGACAGCCCAGAAAGUUCCUCACUACCUCAAGAAUCAGAUACAGAGAAUGUAGCUGCUGGCUGUGAAAACCACAGUGCUGGUUUCUCUCUUAAACAAUCUCCCUUACUUAAACUAUGUUAUGAAGCUGAGAGUCCAGAUGAAGCUGCCUUGGUUCAUGCUGCCAGGGCUUAUAAAUGUAUUUUACAGUCUAGGACUCCUGAUCAGAUAACUGUGGACUUGGCAGGUCUGGGAUCUUUAACAUUUCAGCUUUUGCAUAUCCUGCCUUUCGAUUCCGUGCGAAAAAGGAUGUCUGUGGUGGUUCGUCACCCGGUCUCCAACAAAGUGGUGGUAUAUACAAAAGGUGCAGACUCUGUCAUGAUGGAUUUGUUGGGAACUACAUCAGAAGCAGGUUCAGAAAUGGAACAAAAGAAAAUUAAAGAGAAAACUCAGGGGCAUUUGGAUGACUAUGCUAGAAGGGGACUACGCACUUUAUGUAUUGCUAAAAAGGUGAUGAGUGAUGCAGAAUAUGCAGAGUGGUUAAAUCUUCAUUUUUUAGCAGAAACCAGUAUCGACAAUAGGGAGGAGCUGUUGCUUGAGUCUGCCAUCAGGCUUGAGACCAAACUGACUUUGCUUGGUGCCACUGGCAUUGAAGACCGCCUGCAAGAGGGUGUUCCAGACACGAUACAGGCACUACGGAAAGCAGGAAUAAAAAUAUGGAUGCUGACAGGUGAUAAGAGAGAGACAGCUGUCAACAUUGCCUAUGCUUGCAGACUGCUGGAGCCAGAUGACAAAAUCUUCACUCUCAAAUCACAAAGUAGAGAUGCCUGUGCCUUGGUGAUGAAUGCAAUUUUAGAAGGCUUCCAGGAAACUAAUUCUGCCAAAAAAAAAACCAGCCAGAAACUUGGGAAUUUCUCUGCAAGUCCCUCCACCCAAGCUCCAGGGUUCAGUGCAGGCCUGGUUAUUGAUGGAAAGACUUUAGAUCACGUCCUUCAUGAGAGUCUGCAGAAUGCUUUCCUGCAACUCACCGAAAAGUGCCGGGCUGUGGUCUGCUGCCAAGCCACGCCACUGCAGAAGAGUGUCCUGGUCAGACUGGUGCGAAACAAGCUGAAGGCAAUGACAUUAGCUGUAGGUGAUGGUGCCAAUGAUGUCAGUAUGAUCCAGGUGGCUGACACUGGUGUGGGGAUCUCAGGCGAAGAAGGCAUGCAGGCUGUGAUGGCAAGUGAUUUUGCAGUCUCUCAGUUUAGACACCUAAGAAAGCUGCUGCUUGUCCAUGGUCACUGGUGUUACACCAGACUUACCAACAUGGUCCUCUACUUCUUCUACAAGAAUGUGGCUUAUGUGAACCUCCUGUUCUGGUACCAGUUCUUCUGUGGGUUUUCGGGCACAUCCAUGACUCACUAUUGGAUCUUGAUUCUCUUCAACCUCCUCUUUACGUCGGUGCCACCCAUCGUCUGUGGUGUCUUGGACAAAGACGUGUCUGCAGAGAUGCUCAUGCAGCUCCCGCAGCUGUACAUGACGAGCCAGAAAUCUGUGGCCUAUUUGCCUUCAACUUUCUGGAUAACCUUGCUGGAUGCUUUUUACCAAAGUCUCGUUUGCUUUUUUGUGCCUUACUUUACUUACUAUGGCUCAGACAUAGACAUUUUUUCCUUUGGAAACCCUAUAAACACAGCAGCACUCUUUAUAAUAUUGUUUCAUCUGCUCAUUGAGAGUAAGUCUGUGACAUGGAUACAUGUGAUGGCUGUAGUUGGCAGCAUCCUAUUUUACUUCGUCUUCACUUUGGCUUUUGGGGCCACCUGUAAAACCUCCAAUCCAUCAUUAAAUUCCUGUGGGAUCAUGGAAAAGCACAUGAAAGACCCAAUGUUUUACCUAAUUUGCCUUCUGACUACUUGCGUUGCUCUGCUUCCCAGAUAUUUGCUGAGAGUUCUCCAAGGAACAUUGUUUCCAUCUCUGGUGUUGAGAGCCAAGCAUCUCGCCAGACUGACCCGUGAGGAGCAGCGGGAAGCAAUUAAGAGAUGGAAAAACGACUGCACUGUGAACUGUGGGACGGAGCUGCAGACUGCCACUGGCUUUCCCAGCUCAGCCACAGGUGUUUCAUCGGGGGAGGAAGGCACUGCCAGGGAUUUGGCAACAUCCAAAACACCUUUUCAGCCCUGUGCAAGGGAUGGGCUAGCAGAGAAAGCCUCCUCCUUUUCAGGCACUCAGGAUGAGUUAGACAGCCUGAACUUCAAAAAGACUGUAUUGCUGAAUUCAUCAGAAGAAACUAAUGCAGACACAUGUGGAGGUAGUAACUCAUGUGCCGAAGCCCUGGUGCGUGUGUCUGGAGAGGGCCACAGUGCUGCUGCUCCGGCACACAAGGCAGGCUCGAGUUUUGCUCUGUGUGAGCAAGAUGCUUUAGUGCAUUUUACAAAGUCAGAGUGUUAA